Schizosaccharomyces japonicus yFS275 is the source of this 2080-nucleotide messenger RNA. RefSeq names its product phosphoprotein phosphatase. NCBI's taxonomy places the organism in Eukaryota, Fungi, Ascomycota, Schizosaccharomycetes, Schizosaccharomycetales, Schizosaccharomycetaceae. The record is from RefSeq and is a predicted model, not a curated record. The transcript has a single exon. Gene Ontology annotation, biological process: nucleotide catabolic process. The coding region runs from base 1 to 1839 and encodes 612 amino acids. Gene Ontology annotation, molecular function: 5'-nucleotidase activity; hydrolase activity. Gene Ontology annotation, cellular component: extracellular region.
AUGGCUCCCACUCUGAAGGCAUUUGCAGCUAACCUCCUGGCACUCACGGGCUUCGCUAGAAAAAGCGUUACCGAGGAACCCACUGAGACUGAUGUCGACUGGAUCAAUUAUCACUCCAACACCACUUACAACCUCACUGAGCUCAUUAGCCCCUUGGAAUGGGGACAAUUGAACUUCAUCCACACCACCGACACUCAUGGUUGGUUGGAGGGCCAUCUGGGCGACGACCGCUACAAGGCCGAUUUCGGUGAGUUCAAGUCGUUUGUUGAACGCAUGAAGGCAAUUGCUGCCGAAAAGGAUGUUGAUCUGUACAUUGUCGACACUGGUGACUUGCACGACGGUACCGGUUUCUCUGAUGUUACUUCACCCGAUGGUUUGUACACAGACGAGAUUUUCAAGGCUCUUCCCUUCGAUCUCUUGACUAUUGGUAACCAUGAGCUUUACAAGGCUGACGUCUCUCGUCACACCUACAACACCUUUGUGCCUCACUGGAACGGUCAUUAUAUUACUACGAACGUUGACAUUUACGACACCAACACUGGUAGCCUGGUGCCCUUCGGUAAGCGUUAUUACCACUUUACCACUGCUCACGGUGUGCGUGUUCUUGUGCUCGGUUUCCUUUUCGACUUCACUGGUAACAGCAAUGCUACUGUUAUUACCAAGGUUGAAGACACUAUCCAGACCGAAUGGUACCAACACCAAAUUCGCCGCCAAGAUGUAGAUUUGUUCUUGGUUUUGGGUCACAUUCCUAUCCGUGACUGGAACGAGUGGAAGGCCAUCCAUGCUUCCAUUCGUGCUGUCCACCCCAACACCCCUAUUCAAAUCUUUGGUGGUCAUUCUCAUGUCCGUGAUUUCACCGUUUUCGACAAUGCCUCCGUUGCUUUGGAGUCUGGUCGUUACUGUGAGACUGUUGGCUGGCUCGCUAUUGACGGUAUCUCUUCCUCCAACGCUACCGUUCAAAACAUUGGCAAGACUGUUGCUAACAUUACUUCUCGUCAAAGCUACAGCAACGUCACCGGCUCGAACAUCACUCUUUCUUACUCUCGUCGCUACCUUGACUUCAACCGUGAGACCUUUAUGUUCCAUACGAACACUAACGACAGCACUUUCAACACUACUGCCGGUUACAAUCUUACCAAGCAAAUUACUGCUUACCGCAACAAGCUCAACAUCUCUGUUCCCUAUGGCUGCAGUCCUCAAAACUACUACAUGACUGAGGUUCCUCACAACUCCUCCUACAGUUUGUACAAGUUCUUCAAUGACGAGGUUUACCCGUCCAUCGUUGUGAACGAGGAGCGUGAUUCCUACCCUCAUGUUAUUCUUACCAUUGGCGGUGGAUUCCGUGGCAAUCUGUACAAGGGUGAGUUCAACACGGACACCAUGUACCAGGUUUCUCCCUACUCUACCAACUUCUUCAACUACAUUCCUAGUGUUCCUUACAAGUAUGCCAAGUAUGUGUACACUAGCUUGAACAACGGUCCCACUCUUAGAGCCGAUGCUUUGGAGGGCUUUUUCAUGACCCCUGGUUACACAACUUCUGAUGACUUGGGUGAAGACGGUGAUGACACGAGACACAUUGAGGUUCCUUACUACAAGUCCCCUAACGUUUUGUACAAGGAGAUCAGUUUCAACGGAACUGAGCCCGACUACGUUGAUCUUAUUUCCAUCAACUUCAUCCAAAAGAAGGUGACCAAUGCACUCAACGUCAUUGCCAACAAGACUCUGUACAAGGACAGCGACUGGAUGAGUUACUUUGUUCGUGAUGAUGGACGUGACUCUCUCACUGACCUUCUUCCCCUCUAUGCUCAGAAGUACUGGAACAAGACUUGCAGCAACUGAGCAGGUCGUAUGAAACAAUAAUCUCGAUGGUUUUUCUUCUCUGAAUAGACAUGAUAAAGUUUGUUGCACGGGCAAUCUCGGUGUUUAGGAUUUGCUUGAUGGGUUCUUAAGUUCUGCUAUCCUUUAUUGGGUUCCCUGUUUUUGAAAUUAUGUUUGGUAAUUAUGUUUACCGUUUUCUUUAUCACUUUCCUAAUAUUACUUUUUUUAUAUUAAUAUAUUACUAUGAUUUUUUUUUGGCAAA